AUGGUCUACGUCCGAUUCUUCAAAUCCAGUUACUUCCUCUCUAGCACCACUUUAGUUUAUUUUUAUAUCAAGCAUUCUAAAAUAAUUAGUCUCAUCACCUCGUCUACACAUACGAUAGAAAAAUUUCGUCACCGCGCCAAUAUUCCCUCCCACUCACCCCCACAUUCCAUGCCAGCGAUCCAGCUGCUCAUACUAGCCAUUCUCGCGCUGCGAGCAGGGUGUUUUAGCAUAGCUGGCAACUCCCAGAGCUCCUUUCCUUGGCUUACAGUAAACAGAGACACUACUGGCCUGUAUUUCGUAAACGCAUCCGUGGGAAGCCCCGGCCAGCUACAGAUGCUUCGAGUCGACGUGGUCCAGCCUUACCUAUGGAUCUUUUCAAAUAAACUGGAAGAGAGUCGUGAAGAAGACAAUGAGGACGUAAGCGAUUCGACUUUUUACGAUCCAUCGAAGAGUACCACCUCUCAAAACAUAUUCAAUAAUGAGGUUUUUGAAAUACAGUUCAUGGACCACAUUAGCUACAAUGCGUCCACGUAUAUGGACACUGUUGAGUUUCUGUACGACUCCAGUCAAAUCAACGAAAGUCAGGCUCAAGCAACGACCAACGAUUCCGGUAACACAAUAAGUUGGAGUGGAAAUUCCAGCACUUUACAAUUUCAAAAAACUUCCUUUUUCAACGCUGAUAGCGUUGCGCUUUUUUUGCAACAAGGAGCUUUGGGUCUAGGUGGUAAGAUUCACUACCAAGGCGAUGCGUCUGAUAGUUCGAACUACAAUGAAUCAUUUUUCUUCCUAGAUCAAAUGGUUGGUCAAGGACUCAUAAAUUCCUCAUCAUAUUCCCUCUGGCUCGGUGGUGAUACCAGCGAUCCAUUAGUGGCUUCAAACCUGCUGAACCAAUGUGGUUCCAUCAUUUUAGGAGGAGUUGAUCAAUCAUUAUAUACUGGAGAUUUUGUCAAAUUUGACACCUUGCCCUUUUACGACCCCCGAACCCAGCAAACCUCGCGUGGAUACCCCAUAAUACCGCUGAGUAAGGUGGACGUACAAUCCAAAUCAGGACAAAUUUUGAAUUUAACAUCUGAAUACUUUCUGGAACCUGUUUUGCUCGAUUCUCGUUAUCGGUACAAUUACCUACCACUAAAUUUGAUUGUUCAAAUAGCCAUGCAAGCGAAUGCCUACUACGUGGACUCUUUAGACCGCUGGCUAUUGAGUUGCGAAGUGGGGUCAAUGGGAGCCUCUAUACUUUUCGAAUUUGGCAACUUAGUUAUAAGUGUUCCAUUAAGUGAUAUGAUGGGUCCCACAUUUGACUCUGCGACCAACGAUACUCUCCACUUUUCCAACUCCCAACCGGCAUGCGAGCUGAGAGUUUUGCCGAAUACGAAUGCUGGCUUCAGCAUUCUAGGAGGUCCUUUCAUCAAGAAUGUAUAUCUGGCAGCAGAACUUGAAAGUCAUCAAAUAGCCUUGGCACAAGCAUCGACACUAUCAAGGUCCACAAGCUUGAGUACAACAAAGGCAUCAUCAUCAUCAUCUACUCUUAGCCACUCCACUGCAUCCACAGCCGAUGAUAACUCGACUAACUACAAAUUACGGUUUGCUACUAAAGUUCCAGAAUUCGAUGUCAAAGACAACCCUUCAGCCAUCAGAUCCGGAAUCAUUCCGUUUGCCACAACUAACAACUACUCUUCAUACGAGACCUUGAUCUUGUAUGCUACGGCUUCCGUAGCCUUAAUGUCCGAUUCAAAAAUAAUGAAUCAGUUCACGGCGACCAUCUCAUCCGAUGGUGUCAUUUUCACUGGACGAUCUUUUUACAAUACAAGCUACUCCUCGUCGCCGUCUUCAACUAGUGCAAGCAGUAAAAAGCAGUCAAAUAGUGCGGAAAGAAACACAUUUAUCAAGGGGUCUGCGACGACGAGUCUUCGGACUUACAUUCUUCUAUUCUUGCUGCCAUUGGUUUUAACUAUGACAAUUGUCAUAUGA
This is a messenger RNA of Lachancea nothofagi CBS 11611, 1968 nucleotides long. Lineage: Eukaryota; Fungi; Ascomycota; Saccharomycetes; Saccharomycetales; Saccharomycetaceae. The record is from the annotation of a GenBank genome assembly.